UUCUGAAGUCCAGGAUCUUGGAAUCCUCUGGCUGGGUCUCUUCCGGUGUGGACGCUUCCCUUGGCCCUGCUGCAUCUGUCUGCUCUGCAUCUGGCCGGUGUGGGACCGUCCACCGGGAGGACACGGACGCCGCGGAAGUCAGGGCACAAUGGAACCGCUGACCUUCAAGGAUGUGGCCAUCGACUUCUCUGGAGAGGAAUGGGAAUGCCUGAAUGCCGAGCAGCAGAAUCUGUAUAAAGACGUGAUGCUGGAAAACUAUAAGAACCUGGUCUUCUUGGGGCUUGCUGUGUCUAAGCCAUACCUGGUUACCUGUCUGGAGCAAAGGAAAGAGCCCUGGAAUAUAAACAGGCAAAAGACAGUGAUCUUGUUCCCAGCUAUGUUUCCUCAUCAUAGCCAAGAUGACUUUUCACCAGAGCAGAACAUGAAAUAUUCCUUCCAGGAACUCAUGAAUGGAAGUUGUGGGAAUUGUGGUUUUGCCAGUUUGUUCUUCAGAGAAGAAAGGGAAACGGUAGAGGAGAGUGAAGUUCAGAAAAGCUGUUACAGUGGGCGUGACCACUUUGUGACAACUGCUCAUAGCAAAAGCUCUACUCCCAGGAGAGAUCAAGAAAACCCUCAGCUUGUGUCAGUUACUUAUGAAGAGCCGUGUGCUUCUUUCAGUAAACAACAGAAUCCAUUUUUGAAACAUGCCUCUUCUUUUAAAGAUAAUUUGGGAAAUACACAGAGGGGUUUAGUCUGUUCUUCAGUUAAUGACUUCAACAAUUUCAAAUGUAGCUUUGGGUUAAGCUUUCACUCAAACAUUUUUGUAGGCGAGGAACUUAAAAAUGAAGAAAAAAUUUCGAAAUGUAAUCAAUUUGAAAAUGCCAUCAUGAAAAAUUCAUCAGAAUAUAAUCAACAAAUAGGUCUUUCAUGUGCCAAAACGCAGAGUUUUCAUAAAUAUGGCAGGGUCUUCACACAUCCAGUGUCACCUAACCAAAAUUCAAAUACAGAUAUUUUGGAAAUUCAGUAUAUAUGUAAAGAAAAUAGAAAGGCCUUUCCUGAGGAACCUACCUUAAGUAAUCACCAGGGCACGUAUAUUGGAGAGACAGUCUAUCAGUGCAAUGAAGGUAAUAGUGACUUAACCCACGAGUCAGAUCCUGCCAAUCAUCAGUCUGUUCAUUUUCCAAAGAACCUGUACAAAUGUUACAAAUGUGACACAGCCUUUCAUCAAUACUCAGAACUCAUUAUCCACCAGUAUAUCCAUAUUCAAGAUCAAAUUUCCAAGGAUAUGGAUUGCAACCCAGCUUUCAAUCAAAGCUCAAGCCUUACUAGAAGCCAUGCUGGAGAGAAGCCCUACAAAUGUAAGGAAUGCGGCAAAGCCUUUACCUAUUGUUCAAGCCUUAGGCAACAUCACAGGAUUCACUCUGGAGUCAAACACCACAAAUGCAAAGAAUGCGGCAAAGCCUUCUACCAUAAGUCACUCCUUACACAGCACCAGAGCAUUCAUGCUGGAAAGAAGCCCUACUGCUGUAAAUUUUGUGGCAAAGCCUUUAAUCAAAGAUCCACUGUGACUCAGCACCAGAGAAUUCAUACUGGAGAGAGGCCCUAUCAUUGUAAAGACUGUGGCAAAUCUUUUCAUCAAAGAUCAAGCCUUAGCUUGCACCAGAGGGUUCAUACUGGAGAAAAGCCGUACAAAUGCAAAGAAUGUGGCAAAGCCUUCAACCGUAAUUCACUCCUUACUCAACACCAGAGAAUCCAUACUGGAGAGAGGCCCUACCAUUGUAAAGACUGUGGCAAAUCUUUUAAUAAAAAGUCAAGCCUUACUCAACACCAGAGAAUUCAUACCGGAGAAAAGCCCUAUUCUUGUAAAGAUUGUGGCAAAGCUUUUAAUCAAAGAUCAAGCCUCAGCUUACACCAGAGAGGUCAUACUGGGGAGAAACCCAAUAAAUGUAAUGAAUGUGGCAAAGCCUUUAACCGUGUUUUCUUCCUUACUCAACACCAGAAAAUUCACACUGGAGAGAAGGCUUACCACUGUAAAGACUGUGGCAAAGCUUUUAAGCAGAGGUCAAGCCUUACUCAACACCAGAGAGUUCACACUGGAGAUAAGCCCUAUCAUUGUAAGCACUGCGGCAAGGCUUUUACUCAGAGAUCAAGCUUUACUCGGCACCAGAGGAUUCAUACUGGAGAGAAGCCCUACAAGUGUCAAGAUUGUGACAAAGCUUUCAGCCGUAAUUUACUUCUGAUUCAACACCAGAGAAUUCAUACAGGAGAGAAGCCUUACCACUGUCAAGAUUGUGGUAGGGCAUUUAAUCAAAGAUCAAGCCUUACUCAGCAUCAGAGAGUUCAUACUGGGGACAAGCCCUUUUGUUGUAAAGAUUGCGGCAAGGCUUUUACUCAGAGAUCAAGCUUUAACCGACACCAGAGGAUUCACACAGGAGAGAAGCCCUACAAAUGUAAAGAAUGCGAUAGCACCUUUAGGUGCAGUUCCCACCUUGCUGAGCACCAGUGCACUCCGUUAGGCAGCUGCUUCCAAGACACAAAGUUUCUCCAAUAUAUGUGAGUUUAUUCAGUUAAAACCAGUUAACAUACACAGAUGGAUUUAUUUUAAAGGCUUGUGCCAUCGCACCCGGCUCCACGAGAUGGAUUUAAUUUUAAAAUGUGUAAUUUGCUUGAUUAUUUAAAAGAUAAUUCUUUCGGUUGCAAUACCUUACUGGAUUUUCAGAAUCACAUUCUCGUUUAAUUGAAUAAUAAUGUUUUUUUUUUUUU
Acomys russatus (golden spiny mouse) is the source of this 2742-nucleotide messenger RNA. RefSeq names its product zinc finger protein 345-like. The coding region runs from base 149 to 2536 and encodes 795 amino acids. The record is from RefSeq and is a predicted model, not a curated record. The transcript is spliced from 4 exons. NCBI's taxonomy places the organism in Eukaryota, Metazoa, Chordata, Mammalia, Rodentia, Muridae. Gene Ontology annotation, biological process: regulation of DNA-templated transcription.